Messenger RNA from Opisthorchis viverrini, 261 nucleotides. RefSeq lists its product as hypothetical. The record is from RefSeq and is a predicted model, not a curated record. The coding region runs from base 1 to 261 and encodes 86 amino acids. The transcript is spliced from 3 exons. NCBI's taxonomy places the organism in Eukaryota, Metazoa, Platyhelminthes, Trematoda, Opisthorchiida, Opisthorchiidae.
AUGGCGCGUCUUAGGUAUGUACCAGCCAUGCGAUCCGAAGGAGUCAUUAGGACCGAGAUACCGACAAGUUCAUCUGGCCUAGAGCUCAGCUUGAAUGCGGUGGAGCUCUCGGAAGAAAACUGCGAGAUCAGGGAUACGUUCGGCAUUUACAAUGCAGUUCGUCUUUUUCUGCCUGCUCCUCCGGAGACAAGCGUGUUGCCGGCCACAACCCAAUUUCCUGAUCAACCGGAAGGCGCGGAUGUCGACCGUACAUUAACAUAA